GAUUAACACACACUGACACAUAAAAAGAGGAAGCAGUGGUCUAGGAUCUCAGAAACCACGUGACUGAUGAGGAAGUUAAAUCUUUCCUAUUUACUGUAAGGGAAGAGAGGCUGAUGAGUAGUUUCUGAUCCUUCUCCAAUGUUUCAACGUUUGGAGCUACAGAAACAUGUUACCAUUUGUGCUUUUCUCUACUCUGUUUUCUUUCAUUUUUAUUGAAUCUGAGGCGCAACCCUGGGCCUGCAAUUCCUCUGAUGCAACGCUUUCAUACACCUACUGCGAUAACAUGAAAUACCCUAUUUCACUUAGUACUGAGCCCUGUAUAACACUGAAAGGAACCAAAGGUCUUAUACAUGUUUUCUAUAUUCCAAGGAGAGACUUAAAAAAGUUGUAUCUCAAUAUCUAUUUAUCUGUCAACUCCAUGGAAUUGCCCAAACGCACUGAAGUUAUUUGUAGAGGAUCUGAUGAUGAGUAUUCUUUUUGCAGAGCUCUGAAAGGAGAGACAGUGAAUACAUCUGUGCCAUUUUCCUUCAAGGGAAUACAAUUUCCUAAGGGCCAGUACAAAUGUGUUGUAGAAGCCAUUGCUGGGGAUCCUGAAGAAAAGCUUUUUUGUUUGAAUUUUACCAUCAUACAUUGUCAUAAUAAAAAUAAAUUGAGCUAA
This is a messenger RNA of Dipodomys ordii (Ord's kangaroo rat), 658 nucleotides long. RefSeq names its product lymphocyte antigen 96 (gene Ly96). NCBI's taxonomy places the organism in Eukaryota, Metazoa, Chordata, Mammalia, Rodentia, Heteromyidae. The coding region runs from base 167 to 658 and encodes 163 amino acids. The record is from RefSeq and is a predicted model, not a curated record. Gene Ontology annotation, cellular component: lipopolysaccharide receptor complex. The transcript is spliced from 5 exons. Gene Ontology annotation, molecular function: Toll-like receptor 4 binding; lipopolysaccharide binding; lipopolysaccharide immune receptor activity. Gene Ontology annotation, biological process: toll-like receptor 4 signaling pathway; cellular response to lipopolysaccharide; innate immune response.